AUGUCGUCGAAUGCUGGUGCAGCACGCGGAGGAGCUGGCGCUGGUGCACAGCAGCCUCAGCCAGGACGAACGGAUUGGAAGUGGACGGUCGCUCGUGCGCUGCUCAUGUACGCGGGGGUGAAUGCGGUCACCAACCCGAAGAGUCCCGUCGUUGGCUACGUGAACAAGCUCAUGGGUCGCGAAGCUGUCGGUGUUGCAUCCGCGCCUGACGCGACGACGUCGGUUUCAAUUGCUGAUGCUGCUGCAACCAGCUUAUCGUCAGGGCAGCAGGCAAACAGCGUAUACACUCCACCACCAGCUGUUAAAGGUCCGCCCAACGUCGCUGUGCCUCUUUGGAGUGACGAUGCACAACUCGAUUUCUACCUCUACAUUUCUUCAGCUGCACCACCGACCGACGACGAGUUGAGGACGCAGGCUUCGGAUCUCAUCCCGGAUAGCGGACUAGAUAAGGCACCUCCGAUUCCGUUUGAUGCGUUUACGGAUCUGCUGCACGAUCCGUUGCAUGACGAAAUGCGCGCUCGCGUUGUGUAUGCGUCCAAACGAUCGAGCCAUGGACUGAGUCCCAUGGCAGCGGUGAAAUGGUCCAAUAUCCGUUUGGGCGAUCUGGCACUGUCGAGGGACGUGGAUCUGCAACUACCGUUGGAUGAGGCGGUGCGCAAACACAAUGGUAGCGUUUGGGCUGAUAUGGUCGUCACUCAGCGGGGAGUCUCGCCCAAUCCGCGCGAUGAUAGCUUCCAUGCACUCGGCGUGGUACGUACGCGAAAGCUGCUGUCGAGGUUGAUGCCGUUGAAGAAGAAACGGGUGGAGAAGAACCUGUUUAACAAAUCCAACACUACGUCUUCUGACGCGCAAGACGAGGUGCAAAAGGAGCAUCAAGACGAUGGUGGCAAGAUUGUGGCGCACUGGCACACCAAUUUGACGCUUGCACUCGUGCAGGAUAAGGGCGAUCUGGGCGUUCAACUGAGCCAACUACCGCCGCCUUUGCUGCAGCACAUCUCGGUGGUGCGCGAUCCGUCUACUGGCGCCAUGGUGGUUGCACCGCCGCCCGCAGACGCGAAAGCAGCAGCAGUGCUCGAACACGCCUACGCGAGCGGUCGACCACCCAACGUUGUUCGCUACCCCACAGUGUUCCCAAACGACUUUUGGCUGUUGAAGAGCCACAUGCAUCCGAUCAAUGAGACGCUCGAGUCGCUCUCUCUACACGUACACCUAUACCACCAGUCGUGGUUCAGGUUCCAGAUGCUCGCUGCGCUCUCGGAUUCUUUUGACAAACAGGCAGCAGGAGGAGUCACAGGUUCGGCAACAGGUUCCGAGAUCGACAUGAUCAAGACCAUGUUGCUCGAAACGAACCCGUGGUUCCUCGCACUGACGAUCAUCGUUUCGAUCCUCCAUUCGGUCUUCGAAUUCCUCGCCUUCUCGAGCGAUGUUCGGCAUUGGAAGAACAAGGACGACCUUGCCGGAGUCAGCGUCGGUUCGAUCAUCACCAACGUUGUUGUGCAGCUCAUCAUCACGUUGUACCUGUUGGAUAACAACGAAGAUACGAGCUGGAUGAUCUUGGCUGGUCAAGCGGUUGGCGUGGUGGUCGAAUGUUGGAAGUUGACCAAAGCGAUUUCUGUCAGCAUUGUUGCUUCACCCGCCUCGUGGAUCGGGUAUCGGAUCAAGAUCGAGGACAAGCACAAGCUGUCUGUGGAAGAGAAGAAAACGCAGGAAUACGAUCGUCUCGCGUUCAAGUACGUAGGCUUCGGCGUAGGACCACUACUGGUAGCAUACACCAUCUACUCGGCGCUCUAUCAGACGCAUCGCGGUUGGUGGAGCUUCAUCAUCUCGACUGCGACGAGCUUCGUGUACGCGUUCGGAUUCGUCUCGCUCGUUCCUCAGUUGAUCGUCAAUUACAAACUCAAGAGCACCGCGGGUAUGAACAGCAAGACUUUCGUAUACAAGAUCCUGGGUACGUUUGUGGACGACAUGUUUGCAUUUUGCAUCAAGAUGCCCACGUUGCAUCGGCUCGCAUGUUUCAGAGACGAUCUUGUGUUCUUCAUCGCCCUGUACCAAAGGUGGAUCUACGGCGUUGAUCCUACGCGCAGAAACGAGUUUGGCCAGACUCUAGAGAAGCGAGAUACGAAUGACGUCCAGGACCAGAUCAACGCCGAUGACAAGGUGGCCAGCAAGACUUGGGCAUUGCGCGAUAACGCCGCUCUCAAGAAGCGAGUCUGA
This is a messenger RNA of Mycosarcoma maydis (corn smut), 2214 nucleotides long. RefSeq lists its product as uncharacterized. The transcript has a single exon. The record is from RefSeq and is a predicted model, not a curated record. Bases 1 to 2214 code for a protein of 737 amino acids. Gene Ontology annotation, cellular component: endomembrane system; membrane. NCBI's taxonomy places the organism in Eukaryota, Fungi, Basidiomycota, Ustilaginomycetes, Ustilaginales.